This is a messenger RNA of Arvicanthis niloticus (Nile rat), 3808 nucleotides long. It is a transcript of the gene Herc3, whose product is annotated as HECT and RLD domain containing E3 ubiquitin protein ligase 3. Lineage: Eukaryota; Metazoa; Chordata; Mammalia; Rodentia; Muridae. Gene Ontology annotation, biological process: protein ubiquitination; ubiquitin-dependent protein catabolic process. Gene Ontology annotation, cellular component: cytoplasm. Gene Ontology annotation, molecular function: ubiquitin protein ligase activity. The record is from RefSeq and is a predicted model, not a curated record.
UCGUUCUCCCAGCUCUUUCUGCGGCCGCGGGAGUGCGGGGGAGACUUCAUUAUUACUGUGACGCUGAAGGCCCGGGAGGCCUGAGCUGCCUGAGGGCUACGGCCGCGGGGUCGGCGCUGCGGAACCGGGUGCGGGUGCGGGUGCGGGCGGGGCGACGAUCUCAGGGCACCGAGCCCGCCGCACCCGCGGGGGAAGGGGGCUGGGCUGUCCGCAGCUCCCUGUCACGGAGGUGCCUCCCGCCUGUGCUCCCCCGUGGGCGGCGGGUGACCUCCCUGCGUGAAGAGCUUCGCAGCGCGGCGGCAGGGGAAUUCGCGUUGCGGCUGGUCGCCAGCUCCUCCCACCCAGCUGGCGGGCGGGGCUCGGGGAUCCGGUGUCUGGUGCAGACGCUGCUGCGGCCGAGCUGACUGCUGGACCUUGGAGCAGGCUAUAUGAGACCCUGAAGAAUAAGAACAAUGCUAUGUUGGGGGUAUUGGUCUCUGGGCCAACCAGGCAUCAGCUCCAACCUGCAAGGAAUUGUGGCUGAGCCUCAGGUAUGCCGCUUUGUAUCGGACAGAAGCAUCAAAGAAGUGGCAUGCGGAGGAAACCACUCGGUGUUCCUGCUGGAGGAUGGGGAGGUUUAUACCUGUGGAGUAAACACCAAGGGACAGCUUGGCCAUGAGAGGGAAGGUAACAAGCCAGAACAAAUUGGAGCAUUGGCUGAUCAGCAUAUCAUACAUGUGGCAUGUGGCGAGUCACACAGUCUGGCUCUCAGUGACCGGGGCCAGCUGUUUUCUUGGGGUGCAGGCAGUGAUGGCCAACUGGGCCUUAUGACUACUGAGGAUUCCGUGGCAGUGCCCAGGCUAAUACAGAAGCUGAACCAGCAGACCAUAUUACAAGUUUCCUGUGGCAACUGGCACUGCUUGGCUCUGGCAGCUGAUGGCCAGUUCUUCACUUGGGGAAAGAACAGCCAUGGACAGCUGGGCCUGGGGAAGGAGUUCCCCUCCCAAACCAGCCCACAGAGGGUGAGGUCUUUGGAAGGGAUCCCGCUGGCUCAGGUGGCUGCAGGAGGGGCUCAUAGCUUUGCCCUGUCUCUCUCGGGAGCUGUUUUUGGCUGGGGAAUGAAUAAUGCAGGGCAGCUAGGACUCAGUGAUGAAAAAGAUCGAGAGUCUCCGUGCCAUGUGAAGCUUUUACGAACACAGAAAGUCGUCUAUAUUAGUUGUGGAGAGGAGCACACAGCAGUUCUCACGAAGAGUGGGGGCGUGUUUACCUUUGGUGCUGGCUCCUGUGGACAGCUUGGCCACGACUCCGUGAAUGAUGAAGUUAAUCCGAGAAGAGUCCUGGAGCUGAUGGGCAGUGAGGUCACUCAGAUUGCGUGUGGCAGACAGCACACUCUAGCCCUUGUGCCUUCUUCUGGACUCAUCUAUGCAUUUGGUUGUGGAGCUAAAGGUCAGCUGGGAACCGGACAUACAUGUAAUGUCAAGUGCCCAUCUCCUGUGAAGGGUCACUGGGCUGCCCACAGCGGUCAGCUUUCAGCUCGAGCUGAUCGCUUGAAGUACCGUGUCGUUAAACAGAUCUUCUCUGGAGGGGACCAGACUUUUGUGCUUUGCUCCACGUAUGAGAAUUCUUCUCCUGCUGUUGACUUCAGAACUGUGAACCAAACACAUUAUACCCACUUAAUAAAUGAUGAAACCAUAGCAGUUUGGAGACAAAAACUCUCAGAACACAACAACGCAAAUACCGUCAAUGGUGUUGUUCAGAUACUGUCUUCUGCAGCUUGUUGGAAUGGAAGCUUUCUGGAAAAAAAAAUUGAUGAACAUUUUAAAACCAGCCCCAAAAUCCCUGGGAUUGACCUGAACUCCACUAGGAUUCUAUUUGAGAAGUUAAUGCACUCUCAGCACUCCAUGAUUCUAGAACAGAUAUUAAACAGCUUUGAAAGUUGCCUCAUUCCACAGUUGUCAAGUUCACCCCCAGAUGUGGAAGCAAUGAGAAUCUAUUUGAUACUGCCGGAGUUUCCGCUGCUUCAGGAUUCUAAGUAUUACAUAACGCUGACCAUUCCCCUGGCGAUGGCCAUUCUGCGGCUGGAAACAAACCCUAGCAAAGUAUUAGAUAACUGGUGGUCUCAGGCCUGCCCAAAAUACUUCAUGAAGCUGGUAACCCUCUAUAAAGGUGCCGUCCUUUACCUCCUAAGGGGAAGGAAGACAUUCCUAAUCCCAGUAGUGUUUAACAAUUACAUGACUGCAACCCUCAAGCUUCUGGAGAAGUUGUACAAGGUAAAUCUUAAGGUGAAGCACGUGGAAUACGAUAAAUUUUAUAUCCCUGAGAUUUCUAGUCUUGUGGAUAUUCAGGAAGACUACCUCAUGUGGUUUUUGCAUCAAUCUGGGAUGAAGGCUAGACCAUCCAUCAUGCAGGAUACUGUAACCCUUUGUUCCUAUCCUUUCAUCUUUGAUGCCCAAGCCAAGACCAAGAUGCUGCAGACUGAUGCCGAGUUACAGAUGCAGGUGGCAGUCAAUGGAGCCAACCUGCAGAAUGUCUUCAUGCUUCUUACCCUGGAGCCUCUGCUGGCCAGAAGCCCCUUCCUGGUCCUUCACGUCCGCAGGAACCACCUUGUUGGAGAUGCCCUGAGAGAGCUGAGCAUUCACUCUGACAUUGACUUAAAGAAGCCUCUCAAAGUAAUCUUUGAUGGGGAAGAAGGAGUAGAUGCUGGUGGUGUUACGAAGGAGUUCUUUCUUUUGCUGUUAAAAGAACUUUUGAAUCCCAUUUAUGGGAUGUUUACCUACUAUCAAGAUUCAAAUCUCUUGUGGUUUUCAGAUACAUGUUUUGUAGAGCACAACUGGUUUCACUUGAUUGGCAUAACCUGUGGAUUAGCUAUCUACAACUCCACUGUGGUUGACCUCCAUUUCCCAUUGGCUCUCUACAAGAAGUUGCUGAAUGUAAAGCCUAGCUUGGAAGACUUGAAGGAACUGUCACCAACUGAAGGAAGGAGUCUUCAAGAACUUUUAGAUUACCCUGGCGAAGACAUUGAGGAGACCUUUUGCCUCAACUUCACGGUGUGCCGAGAAAGCUAUGGGGUGGUAGAACAGAAGAAGUUGAUACCCGGGGGAGACAGAGUGGCCGUGUGCAAAGACAACAGACAAGAAUUUGUGGAUGCUUAUGUGAAUUACGUCUUCCAAAUUUCGGUUCAUGAGUGGUACACAGCCUUUUCCAGUGGCUUCCUAAAGGUGUGUGGUGGCAAAGUCCUCGAGCUUUUCCAGCCUGCAGAACUGAGGGCCAUGAUGGUGGGGAACAGCAACUACAACUGGGAAGAGCUGGAAGAGACUGCUGUCUACAAGGGUGAUUAUUCAAGCACACAUCCCACUGUGAAACUAUUCUGGGAAACAUUCCAUGAGUUCCCAUUAGAGAAGAAGAAGAAGUUUCUCUUGUUCCUGACAGGCAGUGACCGGAUUCCCAUCUAUGGCAUGUCCAGUCUGCAGAUCGUCAUCCAGUCCACAGCCACUGGGGAGGAGUACUUACCUGUGGCUCAUACCUGCUACAACCUUCUUGACCUUCCUAAAUAUAGCAGCAAAGAGAUCAUGAAGGCUCGACUGACCCAGGCCCUCGACAACUAUGAGGGUUUUAGCUUGGCCUGAGGCACUCCAACUUACCCAAGACAUCCAUCCCUUCCUUCUUCGGUGGCCACAUUGAGGCUGAUAUAAAAUAUCAUGGGAAGUGAUUUCUAUUUUUUUAUUGUUUAAGUGGUUUGAGACUUUUGAAUCCUAAACCUUAGUCAAGGUGUUUCUGGGGUUCAAUAGUAAAUAGUCUUUUUGAAAAAUCAGUGGUUGGGGAUGAGCCA